This is a messenger RNA of Tachyglossus aculeatus (Australian echidna), 2511 nucleotides long. RefSeq names its product cold shock domain containing C2 (gene CSDC2). Gene Ontology annotation, biological process: regulation of mRNA stability. Gene Ontology annotation, cellular component: cytoplasm. Lineage: Eukaryota; Metazoa; Chordata; Mammalia; Monotremata; Tachyglossidae. The transcript has 4 exons. Bases 202 to 663 code for a protein of 153 amino acids. The record is from RefSeq and is a predicted model, not a curated record. Gene Ontology annotation, molecular function: mRNA 3'-UTR binding.
CCCUAAAUAUUUUCAAUUCCUCCUCUUCCUGCCAGCUCCCAAGAGAGACGAGGGAGGAGAGGGACAAUCUCAAGGCCGGCUGCUGCCCGGGGGACCCCCGGCUACAUCUUCCAAGACUCCCGCGGGCCUCCGGAGGAGGCCCGUGAGGCCGGCCCGCCCGGGGCCGUGGUCGCUGCCGCCCGCCCGCCCGCCCGUCGCACCAUGUCGUCCGAACCCACGGCUCCGUCGGCGGUCCCGCCGCUCCACUCCCCCAAAUCCCCCGUGUGGCCCACUUUCCCCUUCCCGCGAGAGGGGAGCCGCGUCUGGGAGCGGGGCAGCCUCCUGCUGAGAGACCUGCCCAGUCCUCUGCCCACCAAGAGAACCAGGACCUACUCCGCGACGGCCCGGGCCUCGGCGGGGCCCGUCUUCAAAGGCGUCUGCAAGCAGUUCUCCCGCUCCCAAGGCCACGGCUUCAUCACCCCCGAGAACGGCACCGAGGAUAUAUUCGUCCAUGUUUCUGACAUCGAGGGGGAGUACGUGCCCGUGGAGGGAGACGAGGUGACGUACAAGGUGUGCCCCAUCCCGCCCAAGAACCAGAAGUUCCAGGCCGUAGAGGUGGUGCUCACCCACCUCGCCCCCCACACCAAGCACGAGACUUGGUCGGGACAGAUCAUCGGCUCCUAGGCCCACCGGGAGCCGGGGACGGGGAGGGAAGGCAGGCCAGGGGGUGGGCCGCCCGUGCGGGAUGCGGGGAGGGCGACGGCGGGAAGGGCCGCGGUCCCACGUGCCGCCCCGGGCUUCCCCUCGUCCUCCCGUCCCCCCGGCGCCGUCUCCGUUUCUUCCCGUCGCGACUGUCGUCCGGGCGGUGAGGGGGGACGUGGCGAGGCCUCCCCGGGCGGCUGCACCUUCCGGCUCUCCCGGCGUCACCCGCGCUGCUGUGGCCUCUGAUCCCCCCACCGCCGGCCGCUGCCCUGGGGAAUGGCUGCGCUCUGUCCCGGAGGAAGAGGCAGCUUCCACUCUUAGGGGCGAGGGGACCUUUUUCCCGAUUCCCAGAAGUGGGUCGGUAUCUCUCCGGAAGCCCUCCCGGAGGCCAGGACCUAUUUCCCCCCUCCUCCUCUGGCCUCUGCCCCACCCAGCCGGCUCCCGGGGAGGGCCGACUGCUCCCCGCGACCCCCGACCCACCUCCAGCUUCCCAAGAAGUCGUGGUCAGAGGCCGCCCGCCCCGCUCUUUUUGGUGCCUCUUCCUCUCCCUUUCCAGGUUUUCCCGAGUUCCCCUACUCUAGUAGCCGUGACCCUUCUUUCCCAUCUCCCAGCCCACGCCCACCCCACCAUGGUUAAAGGGGAGGGGGCUGGGGACCAGAGUCCGGGCCUUCCGUGCUGCAGAAGCUAGGCCUGCCCUGCUCAGCUUGGGCGUCCAUCAUUAAAGCGCGGGAACAUCCCCCUAAGCCCCCACUCCCACUCCGGGUAUCAUCCGAACCUCCCACGUCCUUCCUGAUCUGCUUCUUUUCCAGAGGAAAUUUAACACAACCCUCCCACUCUUAGAGUAUUUAUUUAUAACCAGUGUGGUGGUUUUCUUUAUUCGGGGGAGACCCCCCGCCCCCUUCCUGGGCCCGUGAGCUCUUGAUUGUACUCCUGGGCUCCCAUCAACCCUCCUCCCGCGGCCUUGUGGUGACGCCUGUCCUCCCUCUCCACCGCCCUCCCGCUCCUCGUUCCUCGAUGGUACCAUCGCUUCGGUUGCCGUGGUGACAGGCCUCGGUCGGGGAUGUGGCAGGGUUUGUGUUGUUGUCCCCGAAGCGAAAAGCUGGGACCGGCCCCUUCCCCUCGUCGUUCCCCUCCUCCCGGUCGUCGGGGCAACCCCCAGCCUCCCCCCGUCUGGCGGGCAUCGCACCGCUGGGCCAGGGGGAGGGAGGAGAGCCGGGGGCCGCCUCUUCGCCCGCUCGUCUUCCUGCUUCAGACCAAGCUGGGGGGCCGGGGUCCUCGAGGUGGGCAGAGGAGGAGGAGACGGCAGCCGUGGCGGCUGGGCCUCUUGUAGAUGGAACAGGGUGUGAACCGUAUUUGCUUAGCACCUCCAACUUGUGUGUUUGUGUGUGUGUGUGUGGACAGUGUCAUUUCCAUUCUCAGUCCUUGCUGGGUGGCAUCUUGUGGGCACUGUUGUCUAGAGAGGAGGGACUGGGGGCUGCGGCCCUCUUCCUGGCAUCAUCUCCCUAACCAAACUCCCAGAGAGUGGGAGGCCGGGGCCCGGCUCAGGAGCUCACAGCCUUCCCCCCCUCCCCUCGACCUUAGCUAGGAGCAGCUCCCCUCCAGCCCCCUGACCCCGACUGGAACCCAAAGCCUCUGUGAUGCCAGCCCCGAACCUGCCCGGGGCCAAGCCCUGGGUGGGCCUAGGGGAGUUGGGGCUUAGGUGCCUCUAGUCAGCCUGGGGGGUGGCUGACCUGAGAAUGGGGAGCCACGGGGCCAGGAUCCUUUUAGACUGUGAGCCCAAUGUUGGGUAGGGACUGUCUCUAUAUGUUGCCAAUUUGUCCUUCCCAAGCG